CGUCCGGGCGACAAAAUUCAACAUGGUGCUACCUCUGUCUCUUCUACGGACGGCACAAAACCACCCUAUGCUGGUGGAACUGAAAAAUGGAGAGACGUACAAUGGCCAUCUUGUAAGCUGUGAUAACUGGAUGAACAUAAAUCUUAGAGAGGUCAUUUGCACUUCCAGAGAUGGUGACAGGUUUUGGAAGAUACCUGAGUGUUAUGUGAGAGGCAGCAACAUAAAAUAUCUUAGGAUUCCAGAUGAGGUUAUUGACAUGGUGAAAGAUGAAAUGGUGAAACAAGGGAAAAGCAGAGGUACAGGAAGACCAGGACGAGGUGGUCGUGGUGGGGGUGGAGGCCGUGGAGGUCACAGAGAAGGUGGCAGUGGAGGAGGAGGAAGAGGGGGAUCAUUUGGUGGGCGUGGUGGAGGAAGAGGGGCAGGGGGCCAAAAGAGAAAUAGAGAUGAUAGCUCUGGAAAGUAGUGUGAUGGCUUUGAUGUACAUGUAAAUAUAUGUAGCUAUCAAUUGCAUAAAAUACUUGAUACAGUAGGUACAAAAAUAGUUUUUUUCUAUCUUAUGCUUCUAUGUAAGCUGCAUACAUGGUUUUUAUCAGGCAUAAGGAAUCUAAGUUAAUGAAGCUGUGGUAUUCCUGUGGACACUCUUUGAGCUACAUGUACAUAUGUUACUGUUUAAGAUAGAAAAGAUCAUCUACAUGUACAUAUCUGUGGCAAACGCAAGUGUUAUUUAAAUAGGUUGCAUUGGUGUACAUGUGUCUGUCUCUUUAUCUUAUAGUUUCUUUGCUCAUGAAGAAGAGCUGGAAGCAAGCUGAAAUAUUUUUUUUAAAUUGUCAACUUCAACAACUGUACCUUGAAACUACUAAGUGCAUCAAAUUAGGUGGCAUUUUGUUUCCUUGUAUUGUUUAUUUUGUGUAGUAAUUGAAAUUGUACUCAACAAACCAGAGCUUCAAUGCAUCUUAGUUAAGAUUUUAUAUUGAGAACUAUGGUAAGAUUUCAUUUUGCUUAUAGUAACCUACUUUAACCCACUAUUGCUUGUAGCAAACAGCACAAUGUUCUUUUUUUUAUUAAAAAAUUAUUACUUUCA
Molecule: messenger RNA, 1081 nt
Organism: Pocillopora damicornis (cauliflower coral)
Lineage: Eukaryota; Metazoa; Cnidaria; Anthozoa; Scleractinia; Pocilloporidae
Product: U6 snRNA-associated Sm-like protein LSm4
Biological process (GO): nuclear-transcribed mRNA catabolic process; mRNA splicing, via spliceosome
Molecular function (GO): RNA binding
Source: RefSeq, a predicted model, not a curated record